AUGUCCGACCUCAAAGUAACUGAUAGACUGAAGUAUGAGGCUGUUAACGAGGAACAAUAUGUGGAAGAUGCUUACGUUGAUCCAAUUCCAGAAAUGUCCAAAUUGAAAGAAUAUGAGAUAAUCAAAAAAUUAGGACAAGGAACCUUUGGAGUGGUUCAAAAAGCUAGAAGCAAAGCAAAUGGUCACACAGUAGCAAUAAAGCAACUACUAAAUCACCAAGCAAAAGAAGGAUUUCCAAUCACCGCUCUCAGGGAAAUCACAAUACUAAAACAAAUGCAUCAUCAAAAUAUACUAAGUAUUGAAGAAAUAUUAUUUGAAGAGCCUAAUGUUACAAAUCCUGCUGAUUUAAUUAGUAAUAGAGGAUCAUUCUAUACAGUAUCACCAUAUAUGAGUAGUGAUUUAGUUGGAAUAUUGGAAAAUCCAAGCAUUACUUUGAAAUUAGAAGAAAUUAAAUGUCUAAUGAAACAACUCUUGGAAGGAAUACAAUAUAUUCAUGAUCAAAAUUAUUUACAUCGAGAUAUUAAAGCAGCAAACUUAUUAGUUGAUCAGAAUGGGAUUUUGAAAAUAGCAGAUUUUGGGUUAGCUAGAUUGUAUCAUGGAGAUUGUCCAAAAUUGGGAAUGGGACCAGGAGGUGGAGAAAAAGCAUAUACAGCGUUGGUGGUGACUAGAUGGUAUAGACCACCUGAAAUUUUGUUAGGUGAAAGAAAAUAUACAACAGCAGUUGAUCUUUGGGGUAUUGGAUGUGUGUUUGCCGAAUUAUUCACAAGAAAACCUAUAUUAAUUGGAAAAACUGAUGCUCAUCAAGCACAAAUAAUAUUUGAAUUAAUUGGAUCUCCGAGUACUCAAUGGCCUGAUGCUAUGAAAUUACCAAAUAAAACAGAUUACAAUAUUGGAAUAACUGCAAAGAGAACUUUGGAACAAAGAUUUGCAGAUAAAAUGCCUAAAUCAGCAAUAAAGUUAUUAAGUGGUUUAUUGACUCUUGAUCCUUACAAAAGAAUGAAUGCGUUAGAUGCCCUACAAGCUGAAUUUUUUAAUGAAGCUCCAUUACCUUUACGACCUAAGGAUAUGCCCAGUUUUGGAGAAUGUCACGAAAUUGAUAAAGAAAAAUUCAAAAAACUUAGAGAAUCCAAUAAAUAUCAUCAUAGAAGUGAAUCAAAAAACAUGGAUGAAUAUGAUGAUAGGGCUAGAGUUGAAGUUCCUCGUUAUGAUGAUCGAUAUCGUAAAGAAGAGGAUGCUUGGGAUAAUUCUAAAGAUAAUACAGCUUCACCAUAUCAUUAUAAACCAUUAGCAAGACCACCUAAUAAUCGACUUCAUCAAAAUAAUAAUCAUUACACUGAUAAGGAUACUUAUAAUUACAAUAGAUACCCUGAUGAUGAAGGGUAUUAUCAAUCGAAAUCUACAUAUAGAGGUAAAAGUGGCAGAUCACAAUACGAAUCUAGACAUAAUACACCAGCUUUGAAUGAUGGAUAUGAUAAUGCAAAUUACCAUGAUAGAGAGAAAACUUCGGCUGCACCAUUGCUAUAUCCAUCAAGUGAUACAUACAUCCCUCGAAAAAAUCAAAAUCAAAACACAUCAUCUCGUGAUAUACGAAACUCACCUAGGUCAUUCUCGUCCAAGUCAGCUAAAACUCCGAAUGCAAAUGACUUCGCGCGUCACGAAAGAGAAAUCCCAACUGAAAGGAGCACAGCAAGAAGAUCUAGAUACUCAAAUGAUUUCAACUCACCAAAAGAUAAUGUUAAUGAAGAUUAUGUCAAAGUAAGCUUGAAAACAUCAGCAGCUACUCGAGCCCCAUCAAUUAGUUUGAAAAUAUCAAAUGGUGCAACUGAUAAUUUGAAGGAUGUAAAUAUUCCAAAUGUAGUGGAUGAAAGAAUACCAAAAGUUGAACCACCAUCAAUUAACGUAGAACUGGGAAAUGGUCAAGCUGAAAGUCUGAAGAAGACACAAUCACCCAAACCAGAAAGUAAUAAGGAAGCACAAGUUGAAUUGAACAAGAAUGACGAAGCUGUUGUAGAUUCAUCAAAAAAUCAAACUAAAUUAGGAAAUGAUCACUCACCCAGAGAAGUCGAAGCUGUUGUAGAUUCAUCAAACAACCAAAUCAAAUCAGAAAAUUAUCAUUCACUCAGAGAAGUCAUUCGAGAAACUAAAGACGUUCAGCUUAAGGGAGUCCUCCCUACGUCAAAAGUAAAGGAGCAACCGUCUGGUGAUCAAGUACAAGCUUCCCAUAAUUCACCUUUGAUGAGAGAUAUAAACGAUGCAGAUGCUAUGGCUAUUGAAUUGCACAAAAAACUGGUAAAGGAAAAUCUGAAUCAAAAUGAUCAGACUACAGAAGAAGCUGCGGGAGAACUUGAAACUUCUUUGUCCAAAACAAUAGAGACUGAUGCAUCCCCUUCUUCACCCCUGAAAUUGAAUACAACUACAGAAUUGAAUGAAUCCUGCUUGGAAGAUUCGGAAAUGAAGGAGUCAUUAGACAAAAAUCUGGGUGUGAUCUUAACUUGUGCUGGAGAAGGUUCAGAAAUCGUAGGAAAUAGUACAGUCGAUGUUCAAGAGAAUGAAGGAGUUGUUGCAGAUGGAGCUGAAGUUACUAAAAAAAGUGUUGAAUUUACAAAAGAAAGUGCUGAAGCUAUUGAAGAAGGUUCUGAAGCUACAAAAGAAGUUGCUGAAGCUACUAAAGAAGUUAUUGAAGCUACUAAAGAAAAUGCUGAAGCUACUGAAGAAGGUAAAGAAGUUACUAAAGAAGAUGCAGAAGCAACUGAACCAAGUUCUGAAGUAAUCAGAGAAAAUACCGAGAAUACAGUUCCUGAGGAAGGCUCAAUAGAUACUAAUGGAGGUGCUAAAAAUACUGAAGGAGAUACAAAAAUUGCUACAGAAGAUGCAGAUGCUGCAAGCGAAAGUAGAAAAGCUUCUACCAGUCAAACAAUUGAUGACAAAACUAAAAAAGAUGAAAUUGCCCCAGAGAAUAGGCGAUUAACGCGAAGUGCAAGUAAAAGUAAAACUGAUACCCUUAAUUCAUCCAAGUCUAACAUCAAUUUAAAGAAACAAAAAUCAAAACCAAUAGAUACAAAAGGUUUGAUUGUACCGCGGAUCCUCCUAAGAACUCGGUCACUGAAAAGAAAUUCAACUCUUGAACUGUCAACAAUCCAACCAAAUCAGUCCGCUGUAAAUGAUUCAUCAAAAAGGUUACAACUGAAGAGAAAGAGUGAUCAGAAGGAUGCUGCUCCAGAAUCAAAACGAACCCAAACUAAACCUGAAAAAAUCACUAAAGAAAGUUCAACAUCAACCAAAUCUAAGCCUCCAAAAAGAUCUAUUGCUCCAACUUUUACACUGCCAUUAAAGAAAAUAAAAUUUAGUUAUGAAGAAUUUUCAGAUAGUGAAUUGAGUGAUUUGCAUUCUGAUAUGGAAAAAGAUGAUAAAAGAAAUGCCAAAUUUUUAGAAGAAGAUAAGCCCUUUUGA
Molecule: messenger RNA, 3450 nt
Organism: Lodderomyces pseudojiufengensis
Lineage: Eukaryota; Fungi; Ascomycota; Pichiomycetes; Serinales; Debaryomycetaceae
Gene: CRK1
Product: cyclin-dependent serine/threonine protein kinase
Exons: 1
Coding region: 1-3450 (1149 amino acids)
Biological process (GO): protein phosphorylation
Cellular component (GO): nucleus
Molecular function (GO): cyclin-dependent protein serine/threonine kinase activity; ATP binding
Source: RefSeq, a predicted model, not a curated record